AUGUCUGGCAAAGAAGUAUUGCCCAAGUAUUAUCGUGAGGAGCCUGAGUUGCAAGAGCGGGUGAAGGAGCUGUUUAGGGAGUAUGUGGGGAUUCAGAGUGAUGAGGAGAUUGUGAGGCAUGUCAAGGAGAUUCGCGAGAAAGCCUGGCAACUCUUCAACUACCCUUGCAUAGGCGGCUUCAUGUUCCUCGAAAUGCAAAUCAAAGACCAUCCGCUCGCGAACGAGGUCAUCACGCGCAUGAAGACCGGCAAGGAGACGUUCCUCGACCUAGGCUGCUGCUUCGCCCAAGACAUCCGGAGCCUCGUCUUCGAAGGCGCGCCGUCGGACAAGAUGACUGCCUUCGACUUGCGACGCGAGUUUGUCGAUUUCGGGUAUGAGCUGUUUCGAGAUCGGGAGUCGUUGAAGGCGGAGUUUGUGUUUGGGGACUUUCUCGACGGGCAGGGGGGACAACGAUCUGCGGAAAGAAGGCUUCCGGAUCAUUUCGUUCUCCAUCAGAAUGGUCUGAAGCAGGAUUGUUUGAGCAUAGAUCAGGUGCUGGAUGCUUGCACCUUCGCAUAUCCGGUCUGGGAUUUAGUCGAGACCACGUCAAAACUUCGCAUGAUCACUGCUCCGAUUCGCGUCCUGAUGCUGUCGGUCAACGGUGUUGCUUCGUCUCGUCCUCGAUCUUGGGUAGCGAAGUCUCCUGCGACGUGGCAAAGUCAUGGCCCUCCCACCACGGUAUGCAUGCCUUGGCUGUCCACCCAUCUGGAGGGAAUAGCAGGAAGUGAUCGACUUUCCCCGCUAGAAGCUGUGCACAGGUUGAUCUCCUGCUCUCGAGACGGUAUACGCUUGCAAGUAGCUCCUGCCCUCGACUUGGAGCUCGUAAGCGUGGCCCAGCGCAUUCACCGCAUGUUCUUGUCGAGGGCAAUGAAGAUUUGA
This is a messenger RNA of Zasmidium cellare ATCC 36951, 918 nucleotides long. RefSeq lists its product as uncharacterized. The record is from RefSeq and is a predicted model, not a curated record. Bases 1 to 918 code for a protein of 305 amino acids. The transcript has 4 exons. Lineage: Eukaryota; Fungi; Ascomycota; Dothideomycetes; Mycosphaerellales; Mycosphaerellaceae.